CUGAGAACGCUUUUUUUCAGCCUCGGUAGCUCUGGUGAAGUCUCGCGACUUACAUUGGGGACUCCUAGCGACAAGAGAUCACAAGGACGUCAACCUCUCAUCACUGCGAUCCCUUCUAGUCGCAGAUGGUGCGAAUCCAUGGUCACUGUCAUCGUGCGAUCAACAAUUUGCGGCCCACAUCGCAGCUCAAUCGGAUUGCGAGGCAGAAGGCUAUGUGUCCGGCAUGUUCGGGUAGGCUCUGAAAACGGAACAAUAUCACUGAGAAAGCGAUCGGCUAGUGGAAGUGGAAGCAGUGGACGAGGAAUCCUGUCAAUGGCCGCGCUAAGUCAUUCUGUAGUUCGUGUUGACAAGGAGAACUCAUUGACAAGCCUCACUCUUCAGGAUGCUGGUCAAGUAAUUCCUGGUGGCUCCGUUGUCGUAGUCAAGCAAACGGGCCCCGCUCGUCUUUGUCGAGCAGAUGAACUGGGAGAGAUCUGUCUGUGCGCUAACUCGACUGGAAAUGCGUACUGGGGUCUGGAAGGGGUAUCUGCAGCGACAUUCAAGAUUGAGCCAUUGGGUGCAGAUGAUAGGCCUCUUGGUCCUCGACGAUAUGUACGAAGUGGUUUGAUCGGCUUCAUGGGCCCGGAUGGUCUUGUAUUCGUUGUUGGGCGGCGUACUGCGCAGUUGAGUGUAUCCGGUCGCCAACAUUCAGCGGAUGAUAUAAUUGCGACUGUUCUCGCCGUUGAACCCAUGCGGUUCGUAUAUCGCGGACGAAUCGCCGUAUUCUCCGUGUCAGUACUUCGCGACGAGCGGAUAGUGAUUGUUGCCGAACAGAAACCUGGUGCUAGUGAGGAGGAUGCGUUUACGUGGAUGUCUCGGGUAUUACAAGCAGUUGACGCUAUUCAUCAAGUUGGUAUCUAUUGCCUUGCACUUGUACCAUCGAAUCAAUUACCAAA
Cooperia oncophora is the source of this 935-nucleotide messenger RNA. The record is from the annotation of a GenBank genome assembly. Lineage: Eukaryota; Metazoa; Nematoda; Chromadorea; Rhabditida; Trichostrongylidae.